AUGCUACACCGCUCCGCCUUGGAAGAUGAUGCAGGCCCAUUUCACUCCAGAAGUCCUUCGGGGUCAAAGCCUUCUCCUCGAGCAGAUUCUCGCUCGUCUCGAUCAGCUUCACGUGUACGAAUAGGUGGAUUCGAUACCCCGGGGUUUGGUGUGUCGCAGACUGUGAAUCUAGUACCGGAUGGCCUGCGGAGCUCCAGUCCUAUCAAGGAAGGCCUUGGUAGUUUAAACCGCUGGUCACAGUCUACCACAUCAAGUAGGAGUCCAUCGGAAUCUGCAGAUCAUCACCAACAUCAGCGGGCCACUUCGAAGGCAACGAUAGGCCAUAGCCCACGGAACACAGGAACGGAACUAAACGAACUUCCAGAACUUAACGUGCCAGAGUUGCGGGCCUCGGAAAUGUUCUCCCAGGAUUCAAGUCACCUUGAUCUCUCAUUUACAGCCUCGAGUCACGUAUUCCAGAAUUCUGCGCAAAAUGAUCCGUACGACUAUGAAGCUACGCACACUUAUUCCCAUGAUUUCAAUGCUGCGCGUGCUAGUGAAGGUGCCUCUUCCACAGAAGGUGAUAUGGAUAUUGAUAGUCAACAACAUGGCCUCACUCAGAAAACAAUGUUAUCGAAAGCGCUUCAAAAGGCAAACACGGCUGUUCUGCUGGAUAAUGCAGCCAACUUUGAAGGUGCCAUGGAAGCCUACACAGAUGCUUGUCAACUGUUACAACUGGUCAUGCUCCGUAGCAAUGGAGGUGAUGAAGAGAAGCUCAAGCUUCAAGAAAUUCGUGACACAUAUAUGAUCCGAAUCACAGAACUGGAGCGUAUGGAAUAUCCUCUGGUGCAAGACGAGGGCAAGGCGCUUCCAGAACGUCCUUUGAGCCAAGAAUCAUAUGACGAUUUAUUUCAUCUAUCUCAUGACGACCCUGAUCGAGACAGUCAAUACAGUUCGACCCAUUCUAGCGUCGGUCUCCACACAACAAUCGAAGACGCAAAAGUUCUUGCGCCAGCGGCAAUCCCACCUCGUCGUCAAUCUUUGCGCCCCUCUUCAUUUGAGGAUCAAACGCGAGCUGCUUUGGGUUUACCAAGAACCAUCCAGUCUGACAGAUCUACUCCUGUUAAUGAUAUCAACCACAGAAAGCAAUCCCUUGAUACUACCGUGGAAGAUAAUAACGAAACAACGUCCUGGUUAGACACUAUUGACGAGUCCGGUGCUUCUUCUCCCUCGUCCGCCAAUUCAAAGGGAUCGUCGGUCUAUAUGCGUCGACGACUGAGCCGUCAACUCAACGUUGAUAUAGAAUCUAAGACCGAUGCCGCUCCUAACGCUGCAUAUGAUGAUGAUCUCGCGCCUGUCCACGAAUACAGAGAAGAAGACGAAGACGACGAUGUCGUAGCGAACGCUCACAGGAAUAUUGAGCUGGCAAAACGGCGGGUGCGCGAGGCAGAAUUGGAGGCAGAGGUUGCCAUGAACCGGGGUCGUCAAAUGCGACGCUUGCAGGCUCAGAACAUGUUAGAGUAUUCCGAACAUCAUCCAGAUCCAGACUAUCUCGAUGAAGAGGCCGAGGAGGAGGAACGUAUCCUGGAAGAAAUGACUCAGGGCUUCGUCAUGGACGAUUUUGAAUUUGACAUUCAGUCCAAGUCGGCCCUCCCUCGUGAAUCCGAUUCAAGCAAUAUAUCGGGACGAACGUGGGAAAGCUCAGGCACAGGUGCAGGAACUACCCUUUCCACGCUGACAGAGGAUGAGGAUAUUUUGCCCCCUGAUCAAAGAAUCGAGCGGAAUACUCUAAUACCCUCUUCACCACCAUCGGCCGCAUUGCCCCCUCUUCCCGCUUCAUCGGAUUUCCCUGGUUUGCCCGCCAAACGGAUCUCUGUGACAACUUUCCCCCCUCCUGCAUCGGACCCACCUCCUGUUCCCAGCGUGCGAGAGCGAAGAAUCUCGACGAAACUCUCUAGGCAGACAACCCAGGAGCUGAAAAUCGAGACUAACACUUCGCAUCCGCGAGCAGACUCCAAUAUCUCAGACCCCGAGUCCUUCACCAUUCCGCCAACAAGCCGGCUACCGCCACCACUUCCAAAGUAUGAGGCUCCGAGCUCUCCAGAAGCAGCCCGAGCCUCCGCGCCAGGCUUACGACCACAAUUGUCUCUAUCUCCUUCUCAGCGCAAUUUAUCUAUUGGGUCUAUAUCGGAGCAAAUAUUGGCUAAAGCUCCCACCAACGAAGAUGACGAAGCCGGGGGUCCCCCUUUACCGCGGGUCAUGAGCAAGGUCCUCUCAGCCCCAGAUGGGUUGAAUAAGUCUGGCACGAAGCCGUUCCGAAGCCGUAACGUUUCUGUUCCUAACCCUGAGAUGCCGCCUGUCUCUCCCAUCACUCCGUGGAGUACUUUGUUCCCCACCAUGGAUGCCGCCAUGGCUUCCAUGACUGGCAUCCCGCCACUGCCCACCCCAACUGUCGCCUCCUUUUCACAGAAUGGUUUGCCUACUAGCGGCUUGAAUCUAUUUGACUGUAACAUUCAUUCCCCUACUGACCUAGGAAGUGGGAACGCGUCGGUGGCUAACGCGCCAAAUCCCCUGGAGCCAUGCCCAGAGUCCUUCCUCCUUCGACCCUUCUGGUUGAUGCGAUGUCUGUAUCAAACAGUGGCCCAUCCUCAUGGUGGCUAUCUCUCUGCUAAACUCUUCAUUCCCCGCGAUGUUUGGCGCGUGAAAAAUGUUAAACUGAAGGCUGUGGAAGAUAAAGUGUCCAAUUGCGACCUUUUGACCGCAGCCUUACUUAAGCUGGCCCAAGUCGAUACAUACGACGCGGAUGCAGUUCUGGAGGAAAUGCAGUCACUUGAGGGUGUCCUUGAUCAGGUCCAGACCACGCUUUCGAAGAAGCUGGGCAGCGAUGUUGGUGUACAAACUGCCAUGCCUCUAUUCCGACCAAACAAUCCACCAGAUGAUCCCUCUCACCCUGAACCUCCCCCUUCUCGUGUUUCGGGUAGCUCCAACAAGUUCACCUCCUGGAAAAGACUCCGGAACAAGACCUCUGGAAUUAGUACCCCUACCCCGACUUCCAGUGUGCGCGAAAGCAACAAAGACAUGCUCACGCUUAGCUCUCUCCCCAUGACAUCGGUCCAUAUCCCCCAGACCAAGCGAGCGGUCACUCAGAUUGAAUUCUCAGGUCCAAAUGCCCAUUAUAUGGGAGCUUUGGCGCGUCUGUUUGAUGCUGCUCAAGUGAUAGAUCAAAUUGCCCAACAAGUUGAGGAUCCCGGACUCAGACUUUCCUCCCAGACACAUGUCGGCCUCGAGCUCAGCACACGACAUGCGGCUGAAUUCUUCGGUUUCUACGUGUGUCGCUUCGCGCUGGCCGAUAUUACCUUGAUGCUUGACAAGUUUAUCAAGAGGGGCAGCGAAUGGGUUUUAGUUUAA
Molecule: messenger RNA, 3387 nt
Organism: Penicillium taxi
Lineage: Eukaryota; Fungi; Ascomycota; Eurotiomycetes; Eurotiales; Aspergillaceae
Exons: 3
Coding region: 1-3387 (1128 amino acids)
Source: RefSeq, a predicted model, not a curated record